Molecule: messenger RNA, 1020 nt
Organism: Cornus florida
Lineage: Eukaryota; Viridiplantae; Streptophyta; Magnoliopsida; Cornales; Cornaceae
Exons: 2
Coding region: 1-1020 (339 amino acids)
Source: RefSeq, a predicted model, not a curated record
AUGGGCUCUUCGGGUGGCAUCCUUGUGAUGUGGGACAAAAGAUGGGUUUCUAAGCUGGAUUUUUGGGUUGAUAGGUUCUCGGUGUCAUGUGUUUUUUCUCUGGAGGAAGAUGGUUUCCUCUGGACAUUUUCGGGAGUCUACGGUCAUAAUGAUGAUGAUGGUCGUCCCCUGACGUGGGAGGAUUUGAUUUGUCUGAUUGACCUUCCUUUGGAGGGAGCUACGUUCACAUGGUCUAGUGGCAGAGAGUGUCCUACACUAUCUCGUUUGGAUAGAUUCCUUUUGACAGGGGAUUGGGAGAUGAAGUUUCUGAAUAUUAUUAAGGCGGCGUUGGCUCGCACAACUUCGGAUCAUAUUCCUUUAGAUCUCGACUGCGGUGGAAUGCGAAAGAGGAGCUCACCCUUCAGAUUUGAAAACAUGUGGCUUCGUACGGAGGGUUUUAUGGAGAGAGUUCGAUCUUUGUGGGAGAGUUAUGUGGUUUCUGGUAGCCCCACUUUUUCCCUUGCAAGUAAAUUACGACGACUAAAAGAGGACCUCAAAAAAUGGAGCAGGGAUGAUUUUGAGAAUUUGGAAUGGAGGAAGAAUCGUGCUUUUGAUGAGAUUGCUAAUAUUAAUAGAAAGGAAGGGGAGGGUAGCAUUAAUGAGGGUUUGGUACAGAGAAGGGUGGAGUGUCAAGUGGAAAUUGCUGAGAUUGCUUUAUUAGAGGAAAUUUCGUGGAGACAGAAAUCCAAGGCUUUAUGGCUUAGGGAGGGAGACAGAAACACGAAAUUUUUUCAUCGGUUGGCAAAUGCUCACAGGAGGGGUAAUCAUAUCGAAAGAAUCACGGUGGAUGGGGAGCUUCUCUCCAAGGAGGACGAUAUUUGUAAAGGGGUUACCUCUUUCUUUCAGAACUUAUUCACGAAGACAAAGACAUGGCAACCUUUGCUUGGUGGUUUGCAUUAUUCCAUCUCUGACUUUGAUGGUGUCAAUCUAGAAAGGCAUUUUUCUGAGGAGGAAGUGCUGAGGGUUGAAGAGUUGCAAUAG